GUACUUUGAGAAGCAUACCAGUCACACAUCCUACCAGCGAAUCGAACGAACUGAUCUAACUAAUGUACACACGUAAUUAGAGUAACACCUGGGAUAAAGCUACAUAGAAACCAAUAACACUGGAAUCCACAAUUCUAAAUCGAACAACAGCAACAACAACAACAAUAAUAACAAUCGAAAACGUGAAACUUGUUCCGAAUCGUAAGAGAUAUCGUAAAAACGUAUCGAAAAUUGUUCAAGUAUUUAAUAUAUAUUUAAUAUAUAUUUGCCUAAACGGAAAACUAGCAGAAUAUCAAGUAAUUUUUAUUAAACAUUUUACGUAAAUGCAUAAUUUUGAUAAACGAACAACUUUAAUGAACUUCGAAUUGCCAGACCAAAAGAGAACAACACCAAAGAACCUAAAGCAAUAAACAAUUAACAUAGUAUUUAUUUAAAUAAUAACUACAACAAACAACCAACAACAACAACAACACUGCGCAUAUUCAAAAGUAGCCUUAAAAUUCAAAUUGAACAUAAAACUCGCUUAUGACUAACAACAACAACAACAACACAAACGUGCCUAAGCCAUAAACAACACUAACAAUUGGAUAUAUAUAAGCAUAAGGAGAGAGAGAGAGAGAGAGGAGAGAAGCAACGAGGAAGGAAGGAAGCAAGGAAAAGUCUUUAAAACUCCCAUAAACAAACUCAGACAGGCAGACAGACUGCAGUGCUUCAGCAGCAUUCUGAAGGUGUUGCUGCACUCGACAACAACAACAACAACAACAACAGCAGCAAGAGCAACAACAAUAAUAACAAGAAUAAUUUUAAUAACAACAACCAUAACGACGGCGACGACGACGCGACGUCAAUUGAGGAAGACGCGGCCGCGCGGCAGGACGAGCACGACGCCAACGCCAACGCCAUCUAUGACGAGCGGCAGCAGCGGCGGCAGCAGCAGCAGCAGCAGCAGAAGCAACAUGGCCGUGGAUUUGUCCAUGCUGACAAAUAGCACCAGCAGUACCAGCACUAACAACAACAACAACAACAACAACAGCAUCAACAACAACAACAACAGUCACAGCAGCAAUAAAAUUGCAGCACAUGCAGCAGUAGCCGCAGCCGCAGCAGCAGCAGUCGCCACAGCCUCAGCAGCUGCGAUUGGAGUCUGUCGCGUUGAUAGCUCAAAGUACAGCAGUUCAAAGCGCGACUAUGAACGCGAUCGUUCCUCCAAUUAUCGCGAUCGUGACAUUUCACCUGGCGGUGGUGGUGGCGGCGGUGGCGGAGGCGGCGGUGGAGGUGGAGGUGGUGGCGGCGGAGGAGGUGGCGGCGGUGGCGGUCCAUUGAAUAAUGGCAACAGUUAUCGUUCACAAUCACCGGACAUAGAUUCACCAUCAUCGCGCUCGCAUGAUCUGCGCGAACGCAGCGAUCAUCGGAGUGGCGGAGGUGGUGGCGGCGGCGGAGGUGGCAGCAACGAUCGCUACAGUUAUAUACAAAAGAUGCGUGAUCGGGAUCGGGAUCUCUACAAAAAGGAUAAAUAUUCCGAUAAACGUGAUCGGCGCGGCAAUGAUCGCGACUCGGAGUCAUCGUAUCGCACGAACCACGACAGGGAUCGUCGUGGGGGUGUGGCAAAGCUAUGCUCGUCGCGCGAAAACGAUAAGCGCUCCGGGUCCGAUGAUCGGGAUCGUGAGCGUGAUCGCGAUUUGCGCGACAAGCGUGACAGAGGCGCCGAUCGUGAUCGGGAUAUGUACAAGAAGGACAAAUAUGCAGACAAACGGGAGCGCAGCGAUCGUGGCGAACGUGUGGCGCGCUAUGGCGACUGGAGCGAGCAUGUGAGCUCAUCCGGUAAAAUGUAUUACUAUAACUGCAAAACUGAAGUCUCCCAAUGGGAGAAGCCUAAGGAAUGGGUAGAUAGAGAAAGAAAUUUGCCGCGUGAUCAACAUCGUGAGAAGGAUUACCGCGAUAAGGAUCGGGAUCGAGAUCGCGAUGAUCGAUUCUCAAGAUCGACAUACAAACAUUCCAAUUCAUCGCGCGACAAUUCACGACUGAGAUGGAACUACGAAAAUGAUGGCGGGCCGCCCAGCCAUCGAAGGCGAUUGGAUGGUCGACAUAACGAUAAUGCUGAUAUGGACAUUAGUGGCGACUCGACGCCCACCUCGGAGGCCAGUUAUUCGUUAAGCGGCACACCCACCACGCAUGGUGGCAGCGUGGGCGGCGGCAUGCAGUCUAGUGAACAGUCGUCUCUGAUGCCACAGGGUGGAUUGUGUAAUGCACUGCCUCGACUGGCCUCCCAUCCAAAUACCGGCGCAGUCGUUACGCCCAUUGGUGCGCAUUAUGGUGCCAUCGGUGUGGGCGGCACUGGCGGCGGCAGCGGUGGCGGCGGCAGCGGUGGCGGAGGCGGCGGUGGCGGCGGUCCUGUUAGCGGCGCCACAAUGUUGCCCACCAGCGGAUUGGCCUCGGUGCCGUCCAACAUUGCCAACAGCAGCAACAGCAGCCUUAGAAACUCAGUUGUCGGCCACAUUGGCUCAACGUCCAGCACGACAGUGCCGACGCUUGCGAAUCAGGAUCAUCAUCUGAACUCGAAUGCGCCCGGACCGCCUGGCAAGCUGAUCGGCGCUGGUGUUAAGGAUCAGACAGCAUUGUCGCAUCGACAGAAGUUACAUUUAGUCCUGAGCGGCAUGGAUGUGCCCCAUCAUCAUAUGCUGGUCGCCGGCAGCAGCGCCAGCGGCGUGGGCCCAACGGGCGCAGGCAGUGGCUCAUCCGUGGAUGUCGUGAACCAUGCCUACAAUUCGGUUAACAAUGUGACUGCUGGCAGCUUAAGCAGCUUAGGCAGCUUAAGGGAUAGCAGCCAACUCAACUCACCGCUGUGCAUACCGCAUGCCCAUCAUAGUCUGUCGCCAUCGCUGAGCUAUACAAAGAGUCCGAUACCAACGAUCGUGAGUCACACGAACAAUGUGAACGCAAGCAAUGCCUACACCUGCAAUGCACCGUUUGGCCUCAAGGCGGUCGAUGGGCUUGCCGUUGGCGUGGGCGUGGUGUCCUCCUCACCGGCGUCAAAUGCGAUCGGCAAUAGCAAUGCGAUUGCCGGCAGCAACAGCAGCAGCAGCAGCUGCAACGUACCCGGCCUGGGCACUGUCAGCGGCAUCAGCGUCAUCACCUCCAUGGGCAGCAACAGUUUGUGCGGCGGUGCAGCUGCGCUUGGCGAGGGGCCGCCAACGCCAACACAAGAAUUAGAUUUAAGUGGCUCAGCUUUAGAACAACACCAACAUCAACACCAACAGGUGGCUGCUGCAGCAGCCGCCGCCGCAGCAGCCAUGGCUGCGGUGCAAGCAACGCAACAGGCGUCGCAACAGGCCCAACAACAGCGCAAACUCGAUGGCGCCGGUUCGGCUACGCUAAGCACACUCCAGAGCUGUGUGGCCUCCGUGCAGGCGGCAAAUCUGCGCGGCCCGGAAAUUUCACCCAAGCUAGCAAAAUACUUUCGCGCUGAUUUGAUUGCGCACGUGACCAACUGGCAGGCGGAGAUUCUGGAGCGUCAGGCGCAAAAGUGCUGCGAGGACACGCAUCUAUUUGGGGACAUCAACUGCACACGGAUAUGCGCCGAAUUGAAGUGUGCGCGGAGUUUAGUGCGUAGCACGGAGAUCAAUGCGACGCUGCAAGAACAAAAAAUUAUGUAUCUGCGCCAGCAAAUUCGCCGUAUUGAAGAGUCGAAGACUCAGAACGCGUUCAUGUCGGACGAUACUUAGGAUCAGGAGCAAUUUAGGCUGCGCGUGCAUCGUAAGCUGUCAGUCAGGCUCAAAAAGAGCUCCCUUUGGCGCAGCUGAUGAUGAUGAAAGCAAUGCCCACCAUCCCAUAAAUCCAUGCAGAUGAGCUGAUGCUACUAAGUCAACAACUCGUCUGUUUGCUCAUUCCAAUGCAGAUUCCGGCUAAUGAAUCUGAUCUUGAGCUGGGCAGAGCUGGGCUAGAAAAAAAACAAAAUAAUAAAAAACAAAACAAAACAAAAAAUAAUACAAAAAAAAAAAAAAAAAAAAAAAAAAACACGUGCAUCCUAUUUUGUUGGCCGCAAGCAUUCUCGUUGACCGUGUUGAGCCCUGCGUCAGUGGCAGGCAACAGGUGCCAGCACACCCGAGGAACUUCAGCAUCCAAAUUGUAGCAGCUGCAGCGUUAACAGCAACACGGAAAAACAAAACAAAACUAAACAAAAAAACAAAUAAACAAACAAACAAGAAACAUGAUGAAGAGAAAAACACAAGAUACUAAAACAUAAUUUAUAAUUAGCAACGCGUAAUUAAUAACUUAAAUAAGCAUGAAGCGCAGCGGAAGUGUUGAGCUUAUGAUGCCGUUAACCAAACACCAACAAAAACAACAAACAAAAUUCAAUAACAAUCGAAACAACAUAGCGAAACUAAUUACACAAAAAAACAAAAAAAAGAAGAAGAAAGGUAAAACCAAACAAAACAAACAGAGACUAUAGACAGCAACAAAUAAGAGAACAUAAAUAUGAAACAAAUUCAAGAAGCAAUAAGAAAGAAGCCUCCUCGUAUCGAAUCGAAGAAUUAAAACACCAACAGCAAACAGUAAACAACAUAGAAUAAUACAACAAAAGCAAACAAACAUAAGUAAAUAAAAAGUAAACAAACAAAAUGCAAGUCAACCUAGUAUACUCAACUGCAAUAAAAUGAUAAUUUAACUAUA
This is a messenger RNA of Drosophila mojavensis, 4671 nucleotides long. RefSeq names its product WW domain-containing adapter protein with coiled-coil homolog (gene wcy). Gene Ontology annotation, cellular component: nucleus. Gene Ontology annotation, molecular function: chromatin binding; RNA polymerase II complex binding. The record is from RefSeq and is a predicted model, not a curated record. The coding region runs from base 906 to 3722 and encodes 938 amino acids. Lineage: Eukaryota; Metazoa; Arthropoda; Insecta; Diptera; Drosophilidae. Gene Ontology annotation, biological process: positive regulation of TORC1 signaling; regulation of autophagy. The transcript has 14 exons.